AGGUGUCUGUCUUCUGGAGCACCAGGGGACCUCAGCACUGAGGAAGAAGCGUGUGCCUGGCCCUUGAUUUCAGUUGGUAGUAUUCUUUCAGCGCAGGGCCCUGUAUUUUAAAGAAGAGGAAGCUAUGUCUGUGAUAUAGACUCCAUGCCUAGUAAGAAGAGCCAACAAAUCUGACUCCGUAAUUCUUGCUAAGUAAAGAAACCUGAGCUGUCUAAGCUGAAUGUAUCUGUGACCCGGUUGACUAGGUAAUAUGCCAUGAUUCACUUCUGCAGUAGCCUGGCUUGCCUCCCCUGGGUCACUGUGACUCUGUCAUGCCCCUGAGCAUGGGAGAGGUUGACAUCAUGCACACAUGCACAUGUGCUAGAUUGUAGAUCUGUAGUAGUGCCACGGUGUCUGCCUCUGUAGUCCCAAGAAGACCAGCAUUCUCUCUGCAAAGUGAAAGGAGCUCUCACCAGCCACUAGUGGUAUGAAAAGCAGAACUCUUUUGUCCACAAGGCUGAUGCCCCUUAGCUAAGUGGCCUGUGGUUUUGGCAUUUACUUUAUGACAGGAGGGAGAAUAGUGUUUUGAUCCAUUUCUUAUAAGCAGGUUAUUUGUAUAAUUCUAAAGCUUUUAACUCAAGGAAACAUUAACGGCUUAGAGAAUCCCAAACCCCUCGAAAUUAUAUGCACAAUGUUAGAGACUACAUGUGAGCAUUUUUUUGGAGAGAGGUCCGUAGCUUUCAUGAAGUUCUUAGAGGGGUCCAUUAUGUUGUGUCUUCUUUCCCUGGAGCUUCAGGGUCUGUCAGAGAAGACUGUGAAGAGAGUAGCAGCCUUCAGCAAGUCCUUGGCCACAUGACACAUGUGAGAACACCCCACAAAUCGGUGGGUUAGCCGGUGGAAAGGAGUCCCAGCAUCUUCCCUGGUUUUUAAUUCCUGGCCUCAAGCAAUCCUCCCUCCAUAACCUCCCAAAGUGCUGGGAUUACAGGCGUGAGACACCAUGCGCAGCCAGAUAUUUUUUAUUGUUGUUGUUUUUUUUUGGAAAAGGAGUUUCACUCUUGUUACCCAGGCUGGAGUGCAAUGGCACGAUCUCGGCUCACUGCAACCUCUGCCUCGCAGGUUCAAGAGAUUCUCCUGUCUCAGCCUCCCGAGUUGCUGGGAUUACAGGCAUGCACCACCAUGCCCAGCUAAUUUUGUAUUUUUAAUAGAGACAAGGUUUCUCCAUGUUGGUCAGGCUGGUCUCAAACUCCCGACCUCAGGUGAUCCACCCACCUCGGCCUCCCAAAGUGCUGGGAUUACAGGCGCGAGCCACUGCACCUGCCCAGCCAGAUUUUUUUUUAAAAAGCAGGUUAACCUGUUUAUUAUUCCUACUUUACAGAUGGAGAAAGUGAGACAGAGGGAUUAAAUAACUUGCCCAGGGUUUCACAGCUGGCAAGUGGCAGAGUUAGGAUUUGGACCCAGGUAGUCUUGCUCCUCUAUUGUGUAUGGACUACUGUUCUAGGUCCCUGCUGUCCUAAAACUUGCUUUCUAGCAAGGUGGAAUGUAUUAAACAACCAAGUGAGGAAGUCGUUGUUGUCCUUGGCCAUGGUAAGAGAUACAGAGAAGUGCAGGGUGCCACAGGAGUGUCUAACAGAGGAGGUCAGGGGCAGCAUCCCUGAGAAGGUGAAGCAUGAGCGAGAGUGGGAAGAUGAGUCGAAAGUAGCCAGCUGAGGGGUAGAGAGGAGAAAGAACAUCCAGGCAGGGAGAAUAGCAAGUGCUAAAGCCGGGGCUCAUGAAAAGGCAUGGGAGCAGGACAAAGUCCGUGUGGUAGAGGUGCGGAGAGUGGUGUUAAGAUGAAGGGGAGAGGCAGGCAGAGCCCUGGGCAGAUGAGCAACCAGGGCUUAGUGGAUCACAGUUAGGACUUUGGGCUUCAGCCACAGAGCAGCGGUGGGCUACUGAGAUUUUUUAAAGCAAUAGUGUGACAAUCAGAUUUGUCCUUUUUUUUUUUUAAAGAUGCUUUGACAACCUUGUGAAGAAAGAAUUGAAGGGAAGCAAAAGGUGUUGUAGAGAGACCAAUUAAAAGGUUGUCACAGUAGUUCAUGCCAGAGAUGAUGGUGGCAUGGCCUAGCAUGACGGUGGUAGAAAUGGAGGGAAGUGGUAAGAGGUAAAAUCAACAAGACUUGCCGAUGGGCUGGAUGUCGGAAUUGGGGGAAGAAAGCUUUCUGGCCUGAGUAACUGGGUGAAUGAAGGUACACUUCUCUAAGACAGAGAAUGCUGGAAAAGAACCACGUUCAUGGAUAUUGAGUUCAAUUUGUGUGUACUAAAUUUGGGGUGACUAUGAGACCCCUAAGUGGAGAAGUAGAGUGUGAAGCUGGCUGUAUGGAUAUGGUACUGCAUGAGAGGUUUUGGCUAGAGAAACACAUGUAGGAUUUGUCAGCAUAUAGAACCCUCAGCAGAGCCCCAGAUAGGGAUGAGGUUGCCUGGGGAGAGGGGAGUGGGGAGGGGAGGGGGGAACUGGGGGAGGAUUGUGCUAUGCUUAGAGGCCACCUGAGUGGACAUGGGAGAUUCCUUCUCACGGAGCUAAGUGACAGCUGCGGCUCAGAAGAAUGCCCUUGAUGUGAAAAGGAGAUACCCCAAGUUCAGAGUAGAAAUGCAGUGUAUUUUUCUGGGUCAGCUGUGUCAUGGGUCAGCUUAAGAACCUUCUUGCCAUGUGACACAAUGAUUACCUGAGGAAAGCAUUUAAGUUCCAAAAGGUCUAUUCCCAGGGAAACUGGAAACAAAAUUUGUGAGUGUGUUUAGGACCACUUUAGUCUACAGAAGGGCUAAUAUAGUGUUUUUCAAACCUUUCUAAACAUUUUGGCCACAGAACUUUCAUUAAAGUAGGAUAAUUUAAGUCUAGUAAAUGAAAUACACCCUAAGUGGCUAAAAGUAUGGCUGUUCUGCCUGCAGCCCCUGCCUUCAAUUCCCAAUGCCCUGCCUCAAGCCUGUCUGUGCCCCCUUGGAAGGCCCAGGGCCCUGUGGGAUGGACAGCUUCUGAGUGCAUUACUUCUGAGUAAACCAGUUCUAAAACCUAAGCUAAGUAGAUUACCUGAAAGCAAUCAAUUCAUGCCCUAACUUGUCUAGGACAUCAAUGUAACUUUUUAUAUAGUAUAAAGGUUUCACCUUCUUUCUGGCCUAUGAAUAUGUCUGAAAUUCAAGAGCAAUUAAAGUACUCCUGGGUUGUCAAAGCCCUUUAUGUAACACUAUUGAGUUAUCUUUAUGCGUCUGACUUGUAAGAGAUGCACAACUCUAGGAAGAAGUAGACUGCUGUGUCCUGUUUCCAGGUAUGUGUGUGUUUGCCAUUUUGUUGACAGACUUUAAAAGCAAACAUUUCUGGCCCCAACCCUGAACUGCCAAGGACUGGUGCUAUGUAAAGGGUUCUCUGGAUCUGUCUCUUCCCUACCAUCCCAGGGAGCUCUUAGGAAGGGAAAGGGCAUAGAGAUUAUACCAGCCUGCCUUGUGGUUAGGAACCACCCCUUGGUUGGCAUAUAGAACAUGCUUGUUAAAAAAACCAUGCAGGGGAAAGUAGAGUCUACUACCAGGCGAGAGUUUCUCAACCUCGACCCUAUUAACAUUUUGAGCCAAAUAAUUUUGUUCUAGGGCAUUUUCCUGGGCAUUUUAGAAUAUUUAACAACAUAUCUGGCCUCUACUCAUUAGAUGCCAGUGAACCCCAAGUGAUGGAAAAAAACAACAACAACAGAAAAAAACCUCUUUUAUUGAGGAAAAACACCAAACUCUUCCACAUAGUUGCAAGACCUUGUGCAAUUUGCCUCCUAGCCACCACUGUACUCUUGAAUUGCACGCCUGAUGCCAACCACACUGGUUCCUCAUGUUCACCAUGCCCCCUCCAGCCAUGGGGGUGUGUGGUCUUCUCAGAGUCUGAAGCAUUCCCCACCCACCCCAACCCACCCCCUGUGGCCUUCUUUAACCAUGCUGGCUAAUUCAGGAUCCCUAGUUCCUUAUGACUUUCCUUUAAAACGUCUACCAGAAAUUGGGGGAAAAAAAGUGUUAUUAUAGGAUUAAUGUUGGUCUUCCGCACUAUACUGUGAAUAUCAUUGAGAGCUUGGUCCCUACACCUUAAAUCCCCCAUCGUCAACUAUUUUUUCCCAUCUCAGUGUCCCAUGAUCAAGGAGACCCUCCCUGAAUGUCCAGUUCCCCAACCCUUACCCCCAGUCCAGGGUAGCUUCCUUCCUUGUGCCUCUCAUUAACCUGCAUGCCGAUCCUUCAGUGCACUUGACUCAGUGUGUAAUUGUAUAUUCAGUAGCGUGUUGUUAGAUUAAAAUGUGGUUAAUAUGUGUUUCACCAGUUAUACUAUGACACUCCUUAAGGGCAGAAACAGCAUCUUUUUUAAUUUAUUGAUAUCCAAGUGCCCUCUAUAAUAGAUGCUCAAUAAACAUUGAAUGAAAGUGGGUGUCAGCCAGUACUGGCCAGACUCAAACUGAACCCACUGCUUCCCACUAGCUUGACUUUUUCCUCCUGUUUGUGGCACUCUCUUUAAAACAAACCAAAAUAAACCCAAUUUUAAAAACUUUUUAAAAUGAGCACGGAUACAGAAAACCACACAGAACAAAUGUGUAGCUUAAUGAAUUUUUUUCAGAGAAAUAACCUUAUGACCACCACCAAGUCGAGCAGUAGAACUUUGCUGUCCACUAAGAAGCCCUGUCCAUGUGCCCCAUCCCAAUUACAGCAUCCUCUCUCUCUCCCCAUUAAGUAACCGCUAGCCUGACUCCUGUAAUAAUCACUUCCUUGUGAGUUUUUUUAGUUUUAUUAUCGAAAUAUGCAUCCUUGACACAAAUUUAGUGUUGCCCACUUAAUAUAUUUGAUGUCUUUUAGUCUACUUAAUCUAUGGAUUCUCCUUCUAUCGCCUUCUAUGCCUUACUGAUUAUCUAUGAAGAACCUGAGCUAUUCCACCUAUAGAAUUUCCCAGUCUGGAUUUGUUGAUUGCACACUGAUGAUGCAGUUCAGCACAUUCCUCUAUGCUCUGCAUUUCCUCAAAAUUGGCAGUUGGAUCCAGAGACUUGAGAUUCAGGUUCUGAUUCAGGUUCAGUCCUUUUGGCCAGACCAUAGGAAGCAUGCAAUUCCUGACUGUCUCUUUAUGAUGUUAACAGUAAUUAGUAUAUAAUGCAUAGAUCUAUUAAUCCAUUGGGGGCUAUAAAUGGUAUUAUUCUAAUUUUAUUACCUUUUCAUUUAAAAGUUAGAAUACUUUUGUACAUGAUACUACCUCUUAUCUAUUAUUGGUUGCUGUUCACAUAGUUUACAAAGGAAAAUCAGGACAAAUGUUUCUUUCUCUUUAUUUGCCAGUUUUCAUUUAUAAUGAAUUGUUUCUCUGUUAUUCUCCAAAUUUGGCAGAUUCUUUUUUAAAAAAAAUAUCAUUAUGAAUGUAUGGAUUAAAUAAUUGAUGUAUUUCAGUCUCUUGCAAUCAUUAUCAUAAUUGUAGCAUUGCUUUUUAGGCAACCCUGGUACCCAGGCUGUACAUUUGUCAUGGGGAGUGGGGAGGGGGAGAAAUAGCAUGGGCACUGUGAGACCGAGACUGUCCCUGGCAGCCAGUAUUCUGGCAACACUGUUCACACCCACUUACUGGAUGGAUCUUGAGAAAGCCCCACUUGGUGGAGCCCAUUCCUGCUGCCCUUUUCCAGCUGGUUAUCUGUCACUCUCCUUUUCUUCCCAGGUUUGGCCGGAAGAAUGUGCUGUUCGUGACCAUGGGCAUGCAGACAGGCUUCAGCUUCCUGCAGAUCUUCUCGAAGAAUUUUGAGAUGUUUGUCGUGCUGUUUGUCCUUGUAGGCAUGGGCCAGAUCUCCAACUAUGUGGCAGCAUUUGUCCUGGGUAUGGCCAUCAGGUUGGAGGACAGAAAUUCUUGGCAAGUCAGUUCGUAUAAUAUUCUCUACGUUAGGAGUGUGCAUAUUUUAUGCAUUUGGCUACAUGGUGCUGCCACUGUUUGCUUACUUCAUCCGAGACUGGCGGAUGCUGCUGGUGGCGCUGACGAUGCCGGGGGUGCUAUGCGUGGCACUCUGGUGGUUCAUCCCUGAGUCCCCCCGAUGGCUCAUCUCUCAGGGACGAUUUGAAGAGGCAGAGGUGAUCAUCCGCAAGGCUGCCAAAGCCAAUGGGAUUGUUGUGCCUUCCACUAUCUUUGACCCGAGUGAGUUACAAGACCUAAGUUCCAAGAAGCAGCAGUCCCACAACAUUCUGGAUCUGCUUCGAACCUGGAAUAUCCGGAUGGUCACCAUCAUGUCCAUAAUGCUGUGGAUGACCAUAUCAGUGGGCUAUUUUGGGCUUUCGCUUGAUACUCCUAACUUGCAUGGGGACAUCUUUGUGAACUGCUUCCUUUCAGCGAUGGUUGAAGUCCCAGCAUAUGUGUUGGCCUGGCUGCUGCUGCAAUAUUUGCCCCGGCGCUAUUCCAUGGCCACUGCCCUCUUCCUGGGUGGCAGUGUCCUUCUCUUCAUGCAGCUGGUACCCCCAGACUUGUAUUAUUUGGCUACAGUCCUGGUGAUGGUGGGCAAGUUUGGAGUCACGGCUGCCUUUUCCAUGGUCUACGUGUACACAGCCGAGCUGUAUCCCACAGUGGUGAGAAACAUGGGUGUGGGAGUCAGCUCCACAGCAUCCCGCCUGGGCAGCAUCCUGUCUCCCUACUUCGUUUACCUUGGUGCCUACGACCGCUUCCUGCCCUACAUUCUCAUGGGAAGUCUGACCAUCCUGACAGCCAUCCUCACCUUGUUUCUCCCAGAGAGCUUCGGUACCCCACUCCCAGACACCAUUGACCAGAUGCUAAGAGUCAAAGGAAUGAAACACAGAAAAACUCCAAGUCACACAAGGAUGUUAAAAGAUGGUCAAGAAAGGCCCACAAUCCUUAAAAGCACAGCCUUCUAACAUCGCUUCCAGUAAGGGAGAAACUGAAGAGGAAAGACUGUCUUGCCAGAAAUGGCCAGCUUGUGCAGACUCCGAGUCCUUCAGUGACAAAAGGCCUUUGCUGUUUGUCCUCUUGACCUGUGUCUGACUUGCUCCUGGAUGGGCACCCACACUCAGAGGCUACAUAUGGCCCUAGAGCACCACCUUCCUCUAGGGACACUGGGGCUACCUACAGACAACUUCAUCUAAGUCCUAACUAUUACAAUGAUGGACUCAGCACCUCCAAAGCAGUUAAUUUUUCACUAGAACCAGUGAGAUCUGGAGGAAUGUGAGAAGCAUAUGCUAAAUGUACAUUUUAAUUUUAGACUACUUGAAAAGGCCCCUAAUAAGGCUAGAGGUCUAAGUCCCCCACCCCUUUCCCCACUCCCCUCUAGUGGUGAACUUUAGAGGAAAAGGAAGUAAUUGCACAAGGAGUUUGAUUCUUACCUUUUCUCAGUUACAGAGGACAUUAACUGGAUCAUUGCUUCCCCAGGGCAGGAGAGCGCAGAGCUAGGGAAAGUGAAAGGUAAUGAAGAUGGAGCAGAAUGAGCAGAUGCAGAUCACCAGCAAAGUGCACUGAUGUGUGAGCUCUUAAGACCACUCAGCAUGACGACUGAGUAGACUUGUUUACAUCUGAUCAAAGCACUGGGCUUGUCCAGGCUCAUAAUAAAUGCUCCAUUGAAUCUACUAUUCUUGUUUUCCACUGCUGUGGAAACCUCCUUGCUACUAUAGCGUCUUAUGUAUGGUUUAAAGGAAAUUUAUCAGGUGAGAGAGAUGAGCAACGUUGUCUUUUCUCUCAAAGCUGUAAUGUGGGUUUUGUUUUAUUGUUUAUUUGUUUGUUGUUGUAUCCUUUUCUCCUUGUUAUUUGCCCUUCAGAAUGCACUUGGGAAAGGCUGGUUCCUUAGCCUCCUGGUUUGUGUCUUUUUUUUUUUUUUUUUAAAACAGAAUCACUCUGGCAAUUGUCUGCAGCUGCCACUGGUGCAAGGCCUUACCAGCCCUAGCCUCUAGCACUUCUCUAAGUGCCAAAAACAGUGUCAUUGUGUGUGUUCCUUUCUUGAUACUUAGUCAUGGGAGGAUAUUACAAAAAAGAAAUUUAAAUUGUGUUCAUAGUCUUUCAGAGUAGCUCACUUUAGUCCUGUAACUUUAUUGGGUGAUAUUUUGUGUUCAGUGUAAUUGUCUUCUCUUUGCUGAUUAUGUUACCAUGGUACUCCUAAAGCAUAUGCCUCACCUGGUUAAAAAAGAACAAACAUGUUUUUGUGAAAGCUACUGAAGUGCCUUGGGAAAUGAGAAAGUUUUAAUAAGUAAAAUGAUUUUUUAAAUAA
Homo sapiens (human) is the source of this 8198-nucleotide messenger RNA. It is a transcript of the gene SLC22A5, whose product is annotated as solute carrier family 22 member 5. NCBI's taxonomy places the organism in Eukaryota, Metazoa, Chordata, Mammalia, Primates, Hominidae. Bases 5797 to 6858 code for a protein of 353 amino acids. Gene Ontology annotation, molecular function: PDZ domain binding; transmembrane transporter activity; amino-acid betaine transmembrane transporter activity. Gene Ontology annotation, cellular component: basal plasma membrane; plasma membrane; apical plasma membrane. Gene Ontology annotation, biological process: amine transport; transmembrane transport; carnitine transport. The record is from RefSeq and is a predicted model, not a curated record. The transcript has 8 exons.